UUCAGGGGAAGGAGCUGUUGAUCCCAAUGACCCCAACAGGGAAACUACAUUGAAUCAGCUUGCAAAAACGGAGAUCUCACUGUCUCUGACAAGCAAAUAUGAGUUACGAGAAGGUGAAGAUCAGGACCUCAAAAGCCUCAUGAUCAAGACCAAAAGACUAAUUGUGGAUAUGAUACGAACACAACCUGGGGAUACACUCUUAGAAAUACUAGAAACACCAGCCACUGCACAACAGGAAUCUGAGCACUUGAAACUUGUAGAGAAGCGUGCCAUCCUAGAUUCCAAAACUCCAGAGAAAAUGAAGCACAGUAAGUCUGUUUUUGAAGAUGGUCAGCUACCAAUAGAACAAAAGAAAAGGAAAAUCCAGAGGAACCUCCGAACGUUGGAACAAGCAGGACUAGUGUCUUCAGCAACUAAGUAUCAAGAAAUCAUAAAUGAGAUUGCGAAGGAUAUCAGGAAUCAAAGAAGAUACAGACACCACCGGAAAGCUGAAUUGGUGAAACUCCAGCAAACUCUGAAUGCACUUAACUCCAAGACAGCAUUUUAUGAAGAACAAAUUAAUUAUUACAACACCUACAUCAAAACUUGUUUAGACAACUUAACCAGAAAAAAUUCACGCAGGUCAAUUAAGUUGGAUGGAAAAGAAGAGGUGAAGGGAAGCAAAAAACUGAAGCAGACCUCAUUAAAGUACACAGCUGCAAGGCUGCAUGAAAAAGGUGUCAUCCUAGAAAUUGAAGAUCUUCAAACCAACCAGUUUAAGAAUGUGAUGUUUGAUAUCACACCUGGAGAAGAAGUGGGUGACUUUGAAAUCAAAGCAAAGUUUUUGGGAGUUGAGAUGGAAAAAGUGCAGCUCCAUUUCCAGGAUUUGCUUCAGAUGCAGUAUGAAGGUGUGGCUGUAAUGAAAAUGUUUGAUAAAGCUAAAGUGAAUGUGAAUUUGCUCAUAUUCUUGUUGAAUAAGAAGUUCUAUGGAAAAUGAGUGUUUUUCAGAUGUCAUGGACUUCAUCAAUCAGUGGGAAGUCUGUUCAGUAUUUUAUUUUUUUUGCUUAUAAACGUGUUUUGUUUGUUGUUGGACGCUUGUUAACUUUAAAAGAAAACAAACCCUAAGACACCAAAUGUUCAGAGGAAUGUACACAGUGCCUUCUCAGCAUGGAUAAUGACAGAGAAAACCAGGAGAUUAGAUUCAUUUUAACAGUCUCAGAUUUCACUGGUGUUGGUACUUUUGAAUCAAAAUAUUGUUUAGGACACUCAGCUAUUGUUGUAUGGAUUUCAAGGUAGGCAGAAAUUGAAUUUAGUUGACUAUAUAAGCCUCUUCCUAUUGAAACAUUUUAAAAUUACCUCAGAUAUAUAAUAUAGUUCAUACUAGACUUAUAAGUAUUUACCAAAAGAAAACCUAAUUUGUUUCUUAAGGAAUAGUUGGAGCAGAUACUUAGUUACAUACUAGGCCUAUUUUGUGGCAGUUGUCAAUUG
Messenger RNA from Acanthisitta chloris (rifleman), 1467 nucleotides. Its product is annotated as ras GTPase-activating-like protein IQGAP2. Lineage: Eukaryota; Metazoa; Chordata; Aves; Passeriformes; Acanthisittidae. Gene Ontology annotation, biological process: regulation of actin cytoskeleton organization. The record is from RefSeq and is a predicted model, not a curated record. Bases 140 to 976 code for a protein of 278 amino acids. Gene Ontology annotation, molecular function: GTPase activator activity; actin filament binding; calmodulin binding. Gene Ontology annotation, cellular component: cytoplasm. The transcript has 7 exons.